Momordica charantia (bitter melon) is the source of this 570-nucleotide messenger RNA. RefSeq names its product MLP-like protein 34. Lineage: Eukaryota; Viridiplantae; Streptophyta; Magnoliopsida; Cucurbitales; Cucurbitaceae. Gene Ontology annotation, biological process: defense response. The record is from RefSeq and is a predicted model, not a curated record.
AUGGCUCAGAUUGCUAAGAUCUCAGAGCAGGUGCAGCUCAAGUCUUGUGGCCACAAAUUCUAUGAGUUUCUAAAGAACAAAAUGGACUACUUUCCAAGAAUGUUCCCUGGAAACAUUGAGAGCUAUAAGUUUGCGGAAGGAAAUAGUUUCACUCAUGGCAGCAUCUCCCACUGGAAAUAUGACAUCGGUCUCGGUAGCUCAAUCGAAGUAAAGAUGAGGCUAAUUGUGGAUGAGCCUAACAAAACAAUAAUUUAUGAGUGUCUUGAGGGAGAUCUGUUCAAAGAUUUUGAAAUGUUCCAAGUGAAAAUUGAAGUUAGCGAUGGUGAAGGCAACAAUGGCAUAAGCUCAGUUAAAUGGUCUUUGGAAUUUGUGAAGGCAAACGAAGAAGUUCCUCCACCACAUGACUAUCUACAACUUGGAGUUAAAGUGUGCAAAAGUGUGGAUGCUCUCCUUUGCAACAAUUGAACUAAAAUGGGGAACAUUUGUAGUACUCUCGUAGUACAUAAUUCCGCUGUUUAGCACUCUGAAUUUCUCUUUAUAAAUAAUUCUUGAAUGUUGUUGAACCCCACA